This is a messenger RNA of Papaver somniferum (opium poppy), 462 nucleotides long. RefSeq lists its product as uncharacterized. Gene Ontology annotation, molecular function: nucleic acid binding; RNA-DNA hybrid ribonuclease activity. The record is from RefSeq and is a predicted model, not a curated record. The transcript has a single exon. Lineage: Eukaryota; Viridiplantae; Streptophyta; Magnoliopsida; Ranunculales; Papaveraceae. The coding region runs from base 1 to 462 and encodes 153 amino acids.
AUGUUAUUUAGCUGCGGUGGAACUGCAGUUGGUAAUUCAGGAAUGGAUGGUUUUGGCGUUAUAGCUAGAAAUCAUAACAUUCGGUUCAUUGGAACUGUCUCAGGUGGAAAUGGAAUUGCUACUACUUAUAUAGCUGAUUCAUUAGCUAUUGUAUGGGAUUUAGAAUGGGCGUUUAAACUGCAAUGUAGUAAGAUUCUUAUCAGAUCUAAUUCAAUGACAGUAAUAGAAGAUGUCAGAAAAGGAGUGGUGCCUUGGUGCCUACAGUCAAGGUGGCUGAAAGCCGAAAAAGAGAUUACUGAGAUUAUAUAUGAGCAGUGCUAUAAAGAAGUUAAUUUCUCUGCAAUUGAACUUGCUAAACAGGGUGCAAAGCUGGCUCAAGGUGCUGUGAUAGUUCAUGAAGGGAAGCCUCCAUCUCUAGUAAAAAUUGAGUUACCUGGUAGGAAGUAUUAUAGAUUUUGCUAG